AUGACUAACAGGUAUCCAACCUCUUAGAAAAACAAGUAUUAGAAUGUUAGCAAGCCAUUGAUGUCUGCAGUGUGAGCUUUUGCUAUGCAGAUAUAGCAGAGAAUAAUGCAGAUCACCUAUGUACAAAUAAAAUUAUUCACUAAUGAAAUGGUUUUAGUAUUUCAGAAAUUAGCAAAUGCCAGUUGCAGAUUGUCAAAUGUUCAGAAUUUACCGUAUUUUUCGCACCAUAGGACACACUUUUUCCCUCCUAAAAAGCAAGGGAAAAUGUCUGUGCGUCCUAUGGAGCGAAUGCAGGGGGGGAGGCAGGCGGGAAAAGCCCCCAAGAGCCGCACACAAGCUCCGUGCGCUCUUGCGGGCUUUUCCACAGGAGGGAGAAGGGACUGGCCGCAUCAGUCCCUUCUCCCACCUCCCAGAAAAGCCAGGAGAAGCCGCGAUCUCUUUAAAGGGGUUGCGCGGCUUCUGCGGGCUUUUGGGAGAGGUGAGGGAAUCCCCACGUCACAGGAAAGCCAGGAGAAGCCGUGCAGCCCUUUUAAAGUGCGUGCGGCUUCUGCCGGUUUUGCGGGAGGUGGGGGAAUUCCCCCACCUCCCAGAAAAGCCAGGAGAAGCCGCAAUCUCUUUAAAGGGGUUGCGCGGCUUCUGCGGGCUUUUGGGAGAGGUGAGGGAAUCCCCCCCACCUCCCAGGAAAGCCAGGAGAAGCCGUGCAGCCCUUUUAAAGUGCGUGCGGCUUCUGCCGGUUUUGCGGGAGGUGGGGGAAUUCCCCCACUUCCCAGAAAAGCCAGGAGAAGCCGCAAUCUCUUUAAAGGGGUUGCGCGGCUUCUGCGGGCUUUUGGGAGAGGUGAGGAAUCCCCACCUCCCAGGAAAGCCAGGAGAAGCCGUGCAGCCUUUUUAAAGUGCGUGCGGCUUCUGCCGGUUUUGCGGGAGGUGGGGGAAUUCCCCCACUUCCCAGAAAAGCCAGGAGAAGCCGCAAUCUCUUUAAAGGGGUUGCGCGGCUUCUGCGGGCUUUUGGGAGAGGUGAGGAAAUCCAACCACCUCCCAGGAAAGCCAGGAGAAGCCCUGCGCAGCGUCUCCCGGCAAGGAGAGGCUGCACGGGGCUAAAGGGGAAGCUAUGGAGCAAGCCAAGGCAGCGAGCGGGAUGGAUCCCGCUCGCUGCCUUGGCUUGCUCCAUAGCUGUGCGCAACCCCUCCGGCAGGGAGAGGUUGUGCGCAGCCUGUACGCUGCUCUUUGGGGCUGGGGGGGGGAAGAUUUUUUUUCUUGAUUUCCCCCCCUAAAAACUGGGUGCGCCCUAUGGUCCGGUGCGCCCUAUGGUGCGAAAAAUACGGUAAUAGAUAUGCAGCCUAAUCCAGUCAUAUUAAUUUGCAAAUAAGUCUCAUUUAGCUAAGUAUAACCUACUGCCAUGUAUGUUUGCAUAGGAUAAAACCUUAUAAAAUAAUUAUAAUAUUUAAGAAAGAAGCAUUAAGCAUAUAUGCCCUAUUGAACUCAUUGGCACUAACUUGUGAAUAGUCAUGCAUAGGCUCAUGUUCUAAGUGAGCUAUAAAGUCAUCAGCAUAAAGGAGGAAAAACUCAACCUUAAUGUUGUGUGUUCAGUAUGUGUGAGUGGCCUCAGAUAUUUAAAAUUCCUAUGCUGCAUAAAUACAUGUAUACCAAUUUCAUAUAUAAUUUGCCAAGUCUUAUCUUGAUAUGGGUGGAGAGACUACUAUCAGAAAAUUAUUUUGGUUAGCUUUAUUUAUUUAUUUAUUUAAUAGAUUUAUAGAACCCCUUCUGUAAACUUCUGCCUCUGCAAACUCUCCCUUGAUUAGGGAAAUAAAACAUGACAUGCUGACUUCCUCAGCGCAGAUCAAACAAACAAACAAACAUUUAUUUAUUUUUUAACAUUCUAAAAUUAUUUGUUACUAGGUUUCUUAAUAACUAAGUUAACAUUAAACAAUACAGAUGUAAGUAUGUUAGCCCUAUGGUUAAUCGCUAAACGGAAAAAUGCCUCUAUCAUAUACUUAAAUUUAAUGGAGACUUUCCUGUAUAAAUGAAGAACUUUUUAAAAAUCACUCCUCGCAUUUUACAUUCUACCUACCAGAUAUAGGGUGGUAUCCAACUAAAUCAAUGAAUGGAUAUCCUUUUUUAAAAAAGAUGGUUUUACUUUUUAUCGUUGAUAAAAAAUAUUUGAAGGAUUAUGUUGACUUUUGGUGAAACACUUAGGAACUAAUAUAAUGAUGUCCAUGCUUGAUUUGGUUCAGGGCAAAAGAAAACCCACCCCUUAAUUAAUUUUAACUGGAUACAUCUGCAGAUUUGUCACAGCUGAAGUUUUCAGAGGAUUGGACUCCCACUGUCUGCAAAAGCAGACCAGCAACCUGAAUGCUCCUAUGGCUCAAUUUUUCUGGGUCAGCUUAAAUUGUCAUGCAGCUUCUGAUACAGAAUCUCCAGGUAAGCUAUUUUUUUAUUAGCAAUAUAUAUUAAUAUGUGAUAAAUGAAAACAUUAGUUUUACUUUAUAUCUGCUAAGGCCUUUCUAGAUAGGUGCCGUCUCUGGGGAGGAAAACCUGUUCCUUUAGUACUAUAUUAGUAAAUGCACAGCGUCUGAAGAAAGUAGAAAAGCUUUGGUAUGUAUGUCAGCGAUGUCAUGGGUACCAUCCAGUAGAUGCUUAUGUCACUGCUUUCCCUAAUAGUUGUUGUUUUGUAUAAUAAUUGUACAGUAGUUGCUCAGUAUUCUAUAGCUGUAUAGUAGUUGUUUUUAUUGUGGUGAAGGUAGAGGUUUCUCAUCAAUUGCAUUUGGCAGCCCCAUUGCUGGGGAGCAGUGAUUCACAGCAGCUGUAGGAGCGCCAGACGAUCUGCCAGUGACUACUGGCUAAAGCUUUGUCAGAGCUGUGGAACUCCCUGCCUAUUGACAUUAGGCAAGCACCUUUGCUGUACUCUCUUUGGUGCCUAUUUAAAACAUUUCUGUUUAGACAAGCCUAUCCUUACAUGUAGAAGUUAUGUGUAUUUUAUCUUUCUUUUUUUUAGGAAGUUUGAUUUUAAUUUAACCGUUGAAAGAUUUUAUAUACUCAGUUGUAACUGUUUUUAAUGGAUAUUUUUUAAUGUUUUACUUCAUAUUUUUGUAAACCACUCAGAGGAGUUGUUUGUUUUUGUUUUUACAAUCAAGCAGUAUAUAAAUGCCAAAUACACUUCAUUUAUUUAUAUAUUUAUUUAGUUCAUUUGUUAGUUAUUGCAUUUUCAUUUUACCUUAAUCUCCAAGGAGCUCAAGGCAGCAUACAUGAUUCUCUCCUUCCUCUUUUAAUCCCCACAACAGCCCUGUGACGUAGGAUAGGCUGAGAGGCAGUGAGUGGCCCAAGAUCACCCAGUAAACUUUAUGACUGAGUGGUGAUUGAACCCUGGUCUUCCAGGUACUAGACCCAAACUACACUCUUAACUGGAUAAAUAGAUCACUUUAUCAUGCAUUCCAUAAUUAUUUUCUAAAAGAAAAAUGGGGAGUGACUUUGCUAAAAGAACCCUUGUGGUUUCAUUCUGAUGGGGCUUUUUUUUUUUUAGAAUUUUAGAAUUAUUAAAAAUAAGAAGACAAAUCCUGUGUCAGUUCCCCCCACAGUAUGCUUUCCCACCACCAUUAAAAAUUGCUAAAUAAUUUCCUUUCCUGGGGGGCAGAGUGAUGAGAUGGGUUUUGAGAAAGUCAUUGGGACUCUCUCACAGACUCCUUUGGGAGAGUUUUGAGGUGGUGAUUUUGAUUAUUAUUAUUUUAGGGGGUGGGGGUUCAUUUCAGCCUCAGUUUUUAUGUAAGCAGCUUAUGAACAUAAUACAUUUUGAGAUCUAAACAAGGUAAGAACAAAAUAGAAAUAGUAUUAACAAUAAGCUGUGCUUGUAUAGAUGUAAAAUUGUGCAUGUAUUUAUAAACAAUAUAUUUUAAAUAUAUAAAUAAUAUAUUUUAAACUUAUUUUCUUUUAUAGGUUUGUCUUAA
This is a messenger RNA of Podarcis lilfordi (Lilford's wall lizard), 3935 nucleotides long. The record is from the annotation of a GenBank genome assembly. NCBI's taxonomy places the organism in Eukaryota, Metazoa, Chordata, Lepidosauria, Squamata, Lacertidae.